CAGCAGGCUGUAGCUGGGAGGGAAGCAGAGCUGGCUUAGAAAGCCCAGUUAGCAGGUCAGCAUCAAGAAGGCUAGUUCAUGCAGUAGCUCUCCAUCUGCCACUCUCUGUCUCCCUCUCUUGCUUUCUUUCUCUGUAACUUAGUUUCUCUCUGUCUUUUUUGCACCCCUCCCAGACCGCGCAAGAGGUGAUGAUGCAGCACAGAUGUUGCAGAUGCGAUUUACUUUAGUGUCUGUUUGAAAUCUCAUGUGGCCAGCUUCAAAGUUCUGGGACUAAGCCAGGAUUUUGAGUACACUACCUGCUCUUCCGGGAAAAAGGGGAUCUUUUUCGACCGAAGCUGACACUUUUUAUUUUCUUCUGAUUUUUUUUUACUGAGAACUCACUUACCGUGCAGUAAUGAAGCUGCACUUUUUCCAAGUGGUUCUCCAUCCAUUUCUGUUUGGAGUUUUCCUGACUCUCAUUGAUGCCAAAGGUACCUUCUAUGGCAGUCCUUACAGGUACAACCUGUACAAAUCUGGAUCCAGCCCUCAUUACACUCCAGGCAAACCCAUGGGCAGACACAAAAACUAUUGUGCAUAUGUUGUCCAGAGGAAUAUCUCAUGCACAAUACAGGAUGGGACAGCUACCUAUGUUAAGGCCGAGUACAGCAAAUGUACCUGGGGACAGAAAUGCCCAAUUGUCAUGUAUCGGACCUUCUAUAAACCUAAGUACAAGGUGGGUUACAAGGCUGUGACAGAGCUGGAGUGGAGAUGCUGUCCUGGCUACUCAGGGGAGGGCUGCCAUGAAGGACCCACAUCACUCCCCGAGAUGAUGCCCCCGUUCAUGGGUUCUAUGACCCCUCCUGGUUUCAAGGGGCAACCCUGGGGCCAUCCUAGAGUACCACCUGACCAGAAGACCGUCCCCACAGGUCACCUCGAGCCAUUGAAACCUUUCCCUGUGGGACAGCCAGAGCAGAAAUCCGUCCCUAGUGGGCACAUACCACCUGGGCACAAAAAGUCUUAUUAUGCUCGCAAGCUCACAGGAGUCCUUGGGGAGCGGCUGGACAGGAUGGAGGAAGAGCUGCGGCGACUGUCCCAGGGCUUUGACACCUUGCAUGGCAUGGUGACCGGCCUGGAGGACAGCCUGCGCCUUUCCCUGAGGGAAGACACCAACAAGAUGCUGGGCUCCCUCCUGAGCUCACCACCACACCACUCCGACUCUACCGUGGGCUUUGGGGUAAUUCCCGAUGGUAACCCCGAUGGCCUGGAGGGUGGAGAGGGCUUCCCAGGCUUUGGAGACCUGGCAGGGAAAGUGACAGAGGUGAAGGAUGAGCUGAGGAUCAAGAGCGAAAUGCUGGAUGAGCUCCAUGGCAUGGUCUUGGGCCAUGAUGGGCAGCUCAAGCACUUGUUAGAGUCUGACACUGGAAGACCCUCUCCCCUGACCUCGCAGAAAAUUCUGGAGGAACUUAUAGAUACCAAGCUGGCAGGAAUACGGGCAGAGAUCCUGGAUGGCUUUGAAAAGCGCUUGUCUGGAUUGCAGAACCACUGUGAGGCACGUAUUGGGGAGGUUCAGCGCCAGUGUCACCAGGAACAGCUCAAUGGGCAGGAGAUGAUACAGCAUUCCCUGGAUGGAAGGGAAACAGGCCUGAGAAAGGAGCUGGGGAACCUACAAGCUCAGAUCCAGGGCCUGACUCUGACAGAGAGCUGCUGUGGCCAAGUUUCAAGUCUCUCAAACAGAGUCUUGUUGAUCGAGGAGUCAUUGAAGGGCCUAACUGAGUCUCACAGAGAACUUCAACCCAUACUGGACGCACAUUCCACUAUUAUAGGGAAUGUGUCCGACCGGGUGGAAAUGCUGGACAUCAGGCUAAGUGCUGUGGAGAGAGAAUGGGUUGAUAGUAAAUUUGAAGGACAGAAGACUUGUUCUAAACGCCUGGAAGAUAUUGAAGCACGAUUAAAUUCUACAGAGGUGACUUUAUCAAAGAACACAACUGAUCCUCCUCUCCUGGAAGGCCUGGAAAUUCCCACUUUGGAGACGGAUCUAGAGGCUAUAAGGAGGCAACUGGAGGGAGAGUUGAGUGGGAUGCAAAACCAACUGUCUCAUCUAGAGAUCCUGUGCUCCUCGGCCUGUCCCAAGGCUUCUGGGAUGGUGGAAAAGCUCCAAACAGAGAUGGAGGAGUGCAAGGACACAGAAAAGAAAGUCUCUGGGCAGCUGGACGCCCACACGGAUGACCUGAAUAAGCUCAACAGCACCCUGCAACAGGUCCUCAACAGGCUGGUCAAGAUGGAAGGGGAAGACUCCAUUCAAGGCGAAAUCACACUCCUGAAGAUCAACUUCAACUCUGUAAAUCGCACCGUCAAGGGCCUGAAGGACUCCGUCGGCCUCUUUGCUCAAGAGGUGAGCCAGGCUAACUCCACGUGGCAGCAGCACGAGCUCUGGCUGACAGACCAGGUCCAUGGCAUCCAGCAGCUGGUGGGACAACAGGGCUCUCAACUGGGCCUAAGCGAACGCCGUCUCCAUCAGCUGAAGGGGGAGCUGCAGACUUUGAAGCGCAGGUUGGCUGGAGAGCUGCAGGGCUGCAAAAGCACGGCCCUUAAUGUCCAGAGAGAAUUCAGCGUGGUGGAUGGAAGAGUGACGCAGGUAGAAGGGCUGUGUGGAAAUCUGGGAGGGCUGGCGGACGACUUGGAAAGAAUCCGUGGGGAGCUGGAGAGCCACUCCAACAGCUACCUCUCGCAGGUGAAGGGGACUCUGUCUACCCACUCCCAUCAGCUAGCUGAGCUGAAAGACGGACUUAAAGACUGCCUCAACAAAACAGGAGAAGCAGGACAGAAUGGAAACCAUUAAAACCAUUAAUCUCUGUUCACUGACAAGGAGUGGGUGUGCUCAUGGCUGUAUAGAUGAAAAAGAUUUCGUCCAGGUUUUAUAUUAAUGGGGCAUUUUUUCACUUUUAUAUGGACUUAAAUGAUAGUUUUAACUUAUAUGAAGAUAAAAGAAGAGAGACUGCAAUGUGAUAUAUUGGUAAAAUUUGUUAAAGCAAAACAAUACCAGAAAUUACUAAGCUGCUACGGGUUUCUACUGGCAAGUCAUUUCUAUUUCUUUUUAAAAUUUUAAUUUUUUUACAUUUUCAAUUUCAAAGGUGCUAAACAUUUUUGUACAUUUGUUUUGUGUGGAAAAACACGAGUUUGUCCAAAAUUAAUUUGUCCUUUUGUUGUAUUUGGCUUUCCAGUAGUUUUCAUUAUUAUACCUUAUAUCUUUGUUUCUUAAUUCAGAAAAAAAAACGAUAAAUCUGCAAAGUGAAAAAUCUUUGGCCUUUGACAGGUAGAUAAGGAAACAAGAAGUACUGCAGUACAGUUAGUUGUUGACAUUUCACUAUAUUACCACAAGGUGCCAGUCAAGCACAUACAGUAUAUUAAAAUAUCUUCCACAUGUUCUUUGGGAAAAUUCAGAGCUAUAUACUGUAUACUGUAACUGCCAGGGAUGGAUAACCAAUUAAGUUAAAAGGGGGUAAAAUAACAAGAGGCAUUGCAUUUGCUUUUUUUUUUUCAUUUUCAACUGCACGUUUGUUUUAAAUAGAGUUUUCAAAAUUCAGACCUUUACUCUUAGAGGGGCAAGUCAUCAAUCCCGUUUUUGACAAAAUACUCAUUUUGACGGUAAAUAUAUUGAAUGGUCAUCUUUAAUGAUUCUUCCAAAUAAAACAAAACAAAAAAA
Messenger RNA from Lepisosteus oculatus (spotted gar), 3682 nucleotides. RefSeq names its product EMILIN-3 (gene emilin3b). The record is from RefSeq and is a predicted model, not a curated record. Gene Ontology annotation, cellular component: extracellular matrix. Gene Ontology annotation, molecular function: protein binding. Lineage: Eukaryota; Metazoa; Chordata; Actinopteri; Semionotiformes; Lepisosteidae.